Molecule: messenger RNA, 2646 nt
Organism: Panicum hallii
Lineage: Eukaryota; Viridiplantae; Streptophyta; Magnoliopsida; Poales; Poaceae
Product: probable inactive histone-lysine N-methyltransferase SUVR2
Exons: 8
Coding region: 174-2423 (749 amino acids)
Cellular component (GO): nucleus
Molecular function (GO): protein binding; zinc ion binding; histone methyltransferase activity
Source: RefSeq, a predicted model, not a curated record
CUUCCAAACGGUCAGUUGAGUUGCACUCCUUCAGCUUCCCCUUCCCGCAGCCAGGCACUCGAGACACGGAUGGCCGUGGCAAACCCUAGCAAUGCGAUACCCUGAUCAGCUUCCUCCUCCUCUCGCCUGGGUUCGUGAGUGAUCGCGCGGACAGCCAGCCGUAUAGGGGCGGGAUGGCUUCCCGGACGGAGCGGGCACGCCGCGCCAUUGACGCCAUGAAGGCCCUGGGAUUCUCCAAGAAGGAGGUCACCCCCGUCCUCAAGAGCCUCCUCAAGCUCUUUGACAACAACUGGGAGCCCAUCGAGGACGAGGGCUACCGCGCCCUGGCCGACGCCACCCUCGACGCCCGUGACCGCCCCCAGGGGCCAGAGCAUGGUAACCACCACCCGAGAAUGGUUGCGCCAGAGGAAGAUCACUACCAGCCUUCUACGUCCCUUGUCGUCCGUGGUGGCCCCUGCGACUUGUAUAGUGAGACAGAGGCACCUCGUGUCAAGAGGCCUAGAACCAACUCUAAUAAUUUCUCAGCAGAUCACUCUAUUGAUCCUCAAUUGUCCCCGUCAUCUCCUCUUACUGCACACAAGAUGGCAAGGAAGAUUGUGGAUGAAGAUUUCCAACAAGCUGUCUUCUUGAGAGAGCCUAAGCCUGAACCUGAUAUGGAUGCAGCACAGAGCUUGCUUGAUGCUCAAGUCGGCAUUGUUUCCCAUAUGUUCAACACCAGCUCCUCAGGUGCUGCAGGACCUCCAGCAUUGCAUCCACCCGAUCAAAAUCAAACAGAGACUUCAGGUAAUAAAGGCAGGCCAGUUCAGCGUUGUGGAACAAGGAGAUCAUCCACUUCCUUUGUUGAACCCGUGGACAGCAUGGGGAAACAAGCUCAAAAUCAGGAAAGAUCGUCUGACUCUGAUCACACAGCUGUGAUGCACAACACUCGGACGGGAUCUGCAGAUGAAUGUACACAUCAAGCGCGGUGCUUGCACACUGAGAUAGCAUCAUCCACUAUGGGUGAGGUCAAGAUGUCAAUAAAAUGCAACAUAGACCCAUCAAAGUUCCGCAUGCCCAGUUUAGAAGCAGUUUUCAGGAUGGUUGAGGAUAAAUGUUUUCGCUCAUACAAGAGUCUGCCACCAAAUUUUUCCAUUAGCAGCCUGAUCAAUGAGAUAUGCGAAUGUGUAGAACAAGUGGGCAAUGAUCAUACUGCAGAAUAUAAUAUACAAUCUGAUUCUUUUGACAAUGGCAGAAACUUGCAAAAGGAGCCAAUGAUGAAUGGUGCUGCACUUGUGAAACCAAUUGCUUGCAUUAGUAGGGGAGGUGGGAAAUAUAAAUCUGUAGAAGAUUCAUGGAUUUUAGAAACUUCAGAUAAUGACCAAGCAAAUUCAAUGGUUGCUCAGCAUCUGGCACCUUCUCACCUAAGUCGUACCCAUGAUGCAUCUGAUAUAUCAAGGGGAGAAGAAAAAGUAAGGAUAUCAGUGGUAAACGAAUUCGGCAGCGAUCAAUGUCCAUCUCCCUUUUAUUAUAAACAAAGAAAUCUUGUUUCCCAGAAGCCCUAUGCCAACAUCUCUGCUGCCAGAAUUGGUGACGAGGACGGUUGUGCUGACUGCUUUGGCAACUGCUUGUCUGCCCCUGUACCAUGUGCCUGUGCAAGAGAAACUGGGGGUGAAUUUGCAUAUACACCAGACGGUUUGGUUAGGGCAGCGUUCAUUGAUGAGUGUUUCUCUGUGAAUUUAUUCCCAGAAAAGCAUCGCAACUUUUUCUGUAAACCACUCAAGAGGUCCAGGAAUGAGGCUCCACCAGAGCCUUGCAGCGGCCAACUUGUUAGGAAAGUUAUCAAGGAAUGCUGGAGUAAAUGUGGUUGUAACAUGCAAUGUGGUAACCGUGUGGUUCAACGUGGUAUAACAUGCAACCUGCAGGUAUUUUUCACACAAGAAGGGAAGGGUUGGGGCCUACGCGCACUUGAUGAACUUCCAAAAGGAGCUUUUGUCUGUGAAUAUGUUGGGGAGUUGCUAACAAGUACGGAGCUACAUGAAAGAACAUCUCAAAAAGCGCACAAGGCUGGGUAUACGUACCUGGUGGACUUGGGUGCUGAUUGGGGUUCAGAGGGGGUGUUGAAGGAUGAAGAGGCUUUAUUCCUGGAUGCAACAAUUUAUGGGAAUGUUGGGAGAUUCAUCAACCACAGAUGCUAUGAUGCAAAUUUAGUUGGGAUCCCUGUGGAAGUGGAGACCCCUGGUCAUCACUAUUACCAUCUUGCACUUUUCACAAGCAAGAAGGUGGAGGCAUUUGAGGAGCUCACAUGGGAUUAUGGUAUUGAUUUUGAUGAUGAUAAGCAUCCUGGCGGAGCAUUUCAAUGCCUGUGCGGGAGCAGAUACUGCCGCGGCAGGAAGCGUCACAGGAACCGAGGAAAAGCUGCUGUGAGAGUGAGACGAAGGGGUUGAUCAGCUGCUGCAUAGCUGUUUAGGUUGGCGAGCAUAUUAGCCAGUUGAAGCAUAGCAAGCUGGAAUUUUGUGUUACCAUAGUUGAUGGUGGAAGAAUGUUUUAGGCUUGUGCGCGCGACUCAGAUAAAGCUGUUUAGGGGUGUGCUGGAAUGUUCGAUCCACCAUUUAGCCGAAUGAAACGGCUAAAUUUAAAUUUUGCCCGGGGUUUGGUUUUCACACCACA